GCCACAGACUGCGGGCAGGUGGAGGCACGGCGGGCCGGCGGCGGCGGCUCUAGGACCUGCUUGAAACUCAGCCUGCUGGGACGAGCCUCCCCUCCCCUGCCGGCUCCUGCCAUGGGAGUGUGCGGACAGCCCCGUUGGAGAUGAGACACGAUACCGCUGGCUUUCUCUGGCAGUCACACGUCCCCAGCCAGGACCUGCCAGCUCGGUGGUUGCCUCUCUGUUUCUGAUGUUCGUCUUCCCCAUGGAUCCACAGCCGUAACCAUGGUGACGCGGGUGGAGGUCGGCUCCAUAAGUUCUCUGACAGGAGUGCCAGGCCUGGGCGAGCUCUCCAAGGAGGAAGCUCUGACUCGGACCUACUUCCGCCAGGCUGGCAGCGCCUCCGGGGCCCCCUCAGCGCUGCUCUUGGAAGGGAAAAGCCCCCUCAGGAGCCCAGUCCGCUUGCUCCCUCUGCCGAGACUCACCCCCAAGCCCUUCUCCAAGGAGAAGGCCGGGGACAUGAUCUCCUCGUGGCCCAGCCUGAGCAGGCCGUCUCCUACCGGGGGGCUCCCCCGGGGCGUGGCGGCAGAGGGGCUGGACGAGAAGAUGCCUGGCUUGGUGGGGCAGGAGGCGGGGAGCGGGGACGGCCCGAGCAGCUCGUCUCUGUUCUCCAAGGCCGCGGUGUUGCGGCCUAGCCCCAGCACCAUGAUCCUCUUUGAAACCACCAAAGCCGGGCCUACCCUGGGGAAGGGGGUCGGCCGGGGGGCUCCGGAGGCCGACGCAGGCGUGUCUCAGGGGCCCCCUUCUGCCUCCCGGCCUGAGGUGGCCACCAAGCCUGCCUUGCCGGCCCGAAACCCUGCGGGGACUCUUCCCCGACCGGCCUCCGUGUCUCAGGUCACCAGGCCGGCGGCCACCCAAGAGGAGACAGGCCUAAAGGAGCCUCUGUCAAAGGCCAGCAGCGUGGAGGACGCGGGUAGCCCCGCUCUGGAGCCCAGGCCUCGACUGAAGAGAAGGCCCGUGUCGGCCAUUUUCAUCGAGUCCAUUCAGCCUCAGAAGCCAGCAGGCCCUGGCGGGGCAGCCAUGGUGGGGAAGGCGCCCCCCACCCCUCCUGAGAAGACGUGGGUGAGGAGGCCUCGGCCUCUGUCCGUGGACCUCACGGCCAGGUUCGAGAGUAGAGAGGCCUUGGCAAGGAAGGUGGAGGCCAUAGCAGGAUCCACGGCCCAGUGGCGGGGUCCCGAGAGGCCUGACCUGGACCCCAAAGUAGAUGGGGAGCGUCUGGUCAAAGCAGAGGCUCCCCUUCACGACCCAGAUUCUGACUUCCUGCAGGUGGCCAGGAAGAUCCAGGAACGGAAGGAGAAGCUGCUCUGCAAGCAGGCAGAGAUGGGCCACCUCAGAACCAUGGGGGGCUCGGCCAGGGUCACCCCCAUCAGUGACCAGAAUCUUGGGGAAGAGAAAGCCAAGCUGGAUGGCGAGCCGGAGAAGGCACCCAGGGGCCCCCAGUCCCCUUCGCCCAGGCCUGGAAAAGGCCAAGAAAUCGCUGAGGUCAAGAGCAGAGCGGCUGAUGGGGAAACCCAGGCAGGGGGAGAGCGGACCCCGAGGGGCAGCGUGAAGAAGCACGUCAGCCUCUUUGGUGAGGAGAGCGCCUCAGCCUUGUCAUUGGGGUCUUCGCCCCCAUCAGCCCCCGCUGAGUCCCCACCGGCUGCACCGGAGCUGGGGAAAGCCGGUGUGAGCGUCCAGGAGCGGAUCAAAGGCUGGGCCACCGAGAGCUCGGAAGCAAAGCCAGAGAUCAGGAAGAAGGUGAUACAGGCACGGCCGCUGUCAGCGGAUUUGACCAAACUGUUUUCAAGUGCAGCUUCAAACAACGAAGUCACAUGUGAGAAGUGUUCUGAGCUGAGCAGUGAGCCUCCUAAAGAACCAAGAGAAAAGCAAAAGGAAGGGCAUGGUGUGGACGGAGCAUCUGUCCCAAGAAGCCCCUGGAAGCCUGCGACGCCCCGGGAGAAAUCCAGGCAGACAGAGUGGAAAGACAGUUCUGACCAAGUCCCUGGCAGCGGUUGGAGCGAAAACGUGGUGGGGCCUCUGAGCCCUUCCGCCAGCACCCCGGAUGAUGACAGAAGCUUCCAGACCGUGUGGGCCACAGUGUUCGAACAUCACGUGGAGAAGCACACCGUGGCUGACCUGUCAGGACACUGUCCCGCAGCCAUGACCCCCAGGGACACGGCCGACAUCUUGGAGUUCAGAUCCAGGUUCCUUGGGUCGAGAAGCUCUUUCCCGCAAACCACAUACCCGAAGAAAGAGUGGUUGGAAAAUCCCGACCCAAAGAAAUCUGGGCGGACCGCCUUCUCCAACGGUGAGCCCAAACAGCAUCAUAUGUCUUCCCUCCUGGGAAGAUACCCUGUGGGCGACAAGUGCAGUAAUAACCCCUGCCUCAAGCUCUUGGAAAGCCCUCCUGCAUCCGAGAGGGUCGAGCCCAGGUAUGACAUCAUGCACGCGGUCGGUGAGCGUGCGCACAGCGAGGCCAUCCCCAUGGCGCCCGAGGAGAAGGCUGUGACGCUCCGGAGCAGCCAGUCUCGGCUCUCACUGUCCCAGGAGGUCACCCCUGCCGUGACCCCUGCUGACCCCGAGCGCAGGCUGGAAGGCCAGGUGGGGUCCAUCCAAAGGGCCAGUUUGAUCUGGGAAGCUCGAGGGACGCGUGAGGUCAGUGGGCCAAAGCCUGAGUUCCACCGAGAGCUAAAGGACACGUCUGGAGGCAAUUGUCUGUCACCCAGAUGGACAGGUGGGGUGGCCAUCAGCUGGCAGAAAGCCGCUGUGGGGGUCAGUGAAGAGAGAGGCUCGGAACCAAGCCCCGAGGCCACCUCUGCGAGGACCAUCCAGGCUGCCAUCCAGGAGGCCCAGCACCAGGGGAUCGAAGGGGCUGGAAUAAAGCCAGGGGAAAGGGGUGCCCCCCAGGGGGGCCCUCUGGAGCCUCCUUCCAGGGCUAAGGGCGAGGCCUCUGACUUCCGAGCCCGGCCACAGGCAGACGUGCUACUGCAGAAGGGGCCCCUCGCCGUGGCUGGUGGCCAGAGUGGAGCGAGGCCGGCCCAGGUGCCGGAGCCCGAAGCCAGGAUGCGGAAGGUGAGCCCCAGCGACCAGAGGAUGGAGAGGUGGAGGCGGCGGACAUUACCCCACGACGCGAAGUUCGAUGAAUUCAGCUUACUGGCCCCAGAGCACUCUUCCAAGGCAGAGCAGAGACGGACGGGUUAUUUGACCCGCACCGCAGGUGCCUUAGGAAAACUCCAACUAGCCCACGGUUGGGAGGAGCCCCAGCAGGGGAACCCGGGCGUGUCACAGGUUCUUUCAGCAGCGAAGCAAGGGCCAUCUGUGGAACCCAAGGCGACCUUUUUUGCAGUGACGUAUCAGAUUCCCGACACUCAAAAAGCAAAGAGCAUUGUUAAGCCUGGGUCCGAAAACUUGAUGGAACAUUCUAGAAAAAUAGCCCCACCUCUAUCGCCUCAUCUUUUAACAUCUACCUUGGUUUCUCUGAACCAUGAAGAGCUGCUGGAGACCAUGGGCAGUAAAAACCAGGCUCCAGGCAGAGAGCAUGACCGCGCAAGCUUUCCAAAGACCCCGAGGCCAGCGUCUCUUGGGGACAGGAUUCUGGGUCCUCCCAGCGAGAGAAUCUCCGAUGGCGAUGCUUUAUGGGUUCGUCGGGGACCAGAAGACAGCGUUGGUUUUCACAGCGACUGGAAGGACCGUGGGAACAAGACAUCCCCCCGUGGUGCUCCCAAAACACCUCCGGCUCUCAAAAGUCACCCGAAAGCCACCCAUCUCCUGCUCAGAAGGAAGACGGAGGUGGUCAGCGAGACAUUCCCAGGUAAAAUCAAGGACGGUUACAGGUCCAGUGUCCUCGACAUUGACGCCCUGAUGGCCGAGUACCAGAGACAGCCAGCCGCAGGCCCCAGGGAGGCUCAGGAGCUGAUGGGGGGGCCGCCCACAGAGCCCAGAGGCUCGAAUCCUGAGAGGCCUGGCCAGCAAGGCGAGGUGGAUCGGAGACGGAGGAGCCUGAAGGAGGGCCCUGAAAUUGAGGGCCCCCGGAAGCAAGCCAGUUUUGCCGAAACAAACCCCAGUCCUACCCCCGGCUCGGGCAAGCAACUGGCAGAGACCCCGGAGGCAGCCACGAGCACCAAGGUCAGCCCUCCUCUGUGGGCCCUGCCGCACUCAGCUCCUCCUGAGAAAUAUCCAGGGGCCUCUUCUGGCCCUGCAGGUCCCAGGAAAAAAGGCUCGGGGGUCACCAAGGAUGAGAAAAAGGCCUUUAUCAGUAAACAUCACAGUGCAAAGUGCCCGCAUUCCCUGGCUGAGUCAAAGCCCACCACCUCCUGGGAGGAUCUGGGCAGCGGGGCCACCAUGCCACCCAGGUCCUCCCCCACUGACCAGAAGAAAGGGCUCCCAAGGAAAUCCCUCGGGAGGGGAGAGGAGGGCAGUGUGACCCAGUGGGGCAACCACCCAUGGGACUGUGGAAGGUCACUGCUGGAUGUCAAGAGGGCCCACUCGGAGAAAGGCCCCCCUCUCAAAAUCCGAGAGGGCCUGUCCAUCAUGCAGGAAGCCAGAGAGAGGAGGCAAGAGCAGCCCAAAGGGAGGCCCAGUCUCCCCAGGGAGAUUUCAGAGGCCAAAGACAUCAAGACGGGGCUCUGUCAGCAGGAGUCGGGGAAUCGAGACAGUCAAAAGGUGCCGCCAGGGAGGGAGUUUGCCCUCCAGGACAACGAGCCGCUGCUCUGGCAGGUGAUCCCUGUGGCCGCGGGCCCCCGGAGAAGCCACAGCUUCUGCAAGGACAAGAGGAGCGGGCCCUUCGUGGAUCAGCUGAAGCAGUGUUUCUCCAGGCGGACCCCCGAGGCCAAGGACACUGACACCCUCGUGCAGGAAGCCGACAGCCAGUAUGGGACGUGGCUGCACCAGCACCAGAGCGGGGAGAGCUUGGCCCCCGAGUCCCCAUCCCCGGACAGCAGUGCCACAUCGGCUCAGAAGCAGCCCCCCAGCAGCCGCCUGUCUUCCCUGUCCUCCCAAACGGAGACCACCUCUGCUGGGGACCAGCACGAUUGCUCCAAGGACCAGCAGAGCACCAGCGUGGACCGAUCCAGCACGGACCUGGAAUCCACUGACGGGAUGGAGGGGCCGCCCCCAGCGGAUGCCUGCCCCGCAAAGAGGGUGGACGACUUCUCCUUUAUCCAUCAAACUUCAGUCCUCGACUCAAGUGCCCUAAAGACCCGGGUGCAGCUCAGCAAGAGAAGCCGCCGCCGGGCUCCCAUCUCCCACUCCCUCCGGCGCAGCCGAGUCAGCGAGUCGGAGAGUAGGUCUCCUUUGGAGGAGGAGGCCAACAGCACGUGGAUGUUCAAGGACUCCACAGAGGAGAAAUCCCCCAGGAAGGAAGAGUCAGAUGAGGAGGAGAAGACGCCCAGAGCUGAGAGGACGCCCAUCAGCCGACCCCAGAGGAUGCCUGUGUUUCCAGGCAUGGACCCGGCAGCGCUGAAGGCUCAGCUGCACAAGAGGCCAGAGAUGGACAGUCCCAGCGAUACCCCCAGCUGGGCCCCACAGCCCAAGACCCCCAAGUCCCCCUUCCAGCCUGGGGUGCUGGGCAGCCGCGUGCUGCCCUCCAGCGUGGAGAAGGACGAGAGAUCGGAAGAGCCCUCUCCCCAGUGGCUAAAGGAGCUGAAAUCCAAGAAGAGGCAAAGCUUGUAUGAAAACCAAGCUUGAGCAGACAGGGGCCACUGCCACGUCUAAUGAACAAGCCUUAACUGUCAGUACCCGAAGACGAGGUCCCGCUGCUGCCGUUGCUUCCUGCACACACCUGGGCCCUUCCGGUCGGUCGGUCUGUCGGUCGGGUGGAGAAGGCUGCCCAAUGCCCCCCCUCACCACAGGCUCUCCCGGACGGAUGGGGCAGGAAGGCUCACCCUCCAUGAGCACGUGCUCUGUCUCCCCGGACAGCACUUCAGGCUGGGAAAGAAGCCAGGCGGCCCAGAAAUGUCCAUGCUGGUGGUUUGGUUUUGUUUUGUUUAAUGUAAAAAUGUGCAUUUCUACCCAUUUUAAACCCCUGCAGCAGCUCCAGGAACAUGGAUGUAAGGCUGGACCGUCUCCCCUGGGUUCUGAGUCGUGAAAGCGCCUCUUCCCCCCAACCCCCACCCAGGGCUGGUCUUUUUUUGGAAGGACAUUUCCAAGGAAGAUGAAACCAUACAUUUCCUGCUGUAACUGUGGUCCCAGCAGUACCACCGGGUUGGGGGCUUUGAUCGCUCCUUUGGCGAAUUCCUUCUCCCUCUCGAAGAAUCAGCAGUUCUGAUCUUUAAACACACCUGCCCUCAUUCUUUCAAGUGUAUUUAUCCUCCCAGUGGGGCUGUGUGCAGAGCUUGCCUGUUCCAUUGUACAUCAUGUUUUGUUUGCUUUAGAAGGUGAUAAAGCAAUAAUCCAGCCAACUUUCUUUGAAAUUUGAUAUGUAUAUAUGUUUUUAUGUUAAAGAACAGGAGGAGAGGCGUGUGAAUAGUUUGCUUGAAGUAUCUAAUCAUCUCAGGUUAUCUUAUCCCUACCCCAAGCUUUUUAAAAAUUCUGAUUGUCACCCUGGUGUACACUUUCCUGGUUCCUAUUCAUCCGAGCUCUGAUUUCUGUAGGGUGACCUUUGUCCCUUGGCCUCAAGGUUCAAAAAACUGCAGCCCAAAUGGCAGUGCCUUUCCCUCCCAAACAUCAGACCCACCCGAGAGGCUUUUUCUCCAAAGUCCCUUUCUGAACACAACCUGAGCUGCUGGCAUAAAAGAUCUAUUCCCAGUUGGUCUCAGGACAAACGAUGAAUGAGGGGUCCUUUUUGUUUCUUCUCACCUCUUCUUUCUACCCAACCUCCCCCCAAUUCUACCUGACCAGGUGCUUUUUCUAGGUCCAAAUGCAGGAAGGGAGGGUCUUGCUGAAAGCCCUUCUCUGGAGGGGAGUCCCCCCGACCCCCAGCCCAGGAACUCUGGACAGACUUGCUAGACGCUAGGUAACCAAGUAUAGGCUUGCCUUGCCUCUUUUUUUUCUUGGCAACUCUAAGCUCAUUCCCAGGAAUCUCCAAGACCUCUGGGGUCUCCAGUCAUGGCUACUCUGUCCUUGUUUUUGGAAAUCCUCCACACCAGCUUUCUCCACCUCUUGAGCCCAGGGCCCCAGCAGUCAUCCCAGGGAUAGCCGGCCCACCGCCAUGUCUGGAGUUGCCAUAAACUUUGUGCCAACCUUGCCCGGGAGACACCCAUGUGUGAGAGAGAUGCUUGGGCAGUUCACAGGGCAGCCUGUGAUUGCUGAGGGGCACUGGGGCUGAGCUUCUUAAUGGAUCUUUGCUCAGCAAUGGACUUCCCAAGAAGUGAAAUUCUCUCCUAAUAAAUCCAUUCUUUGCAAAUGGUGUCAAAACCUGCUUGCCUUCUCCCUGGCCACCCCUCCUUCAGUCUCUGUUUGUCUCCUCAGCUCUUCCUCCCUUAUCUCCCAUUACCACCUCUUCCCUCUCUUGGGUACGGCAGGAUGGAGACCAGUCCCGUCUCUGCAGGUUAAGACAAACACCCGGGCCCGAGAGGGGCUGUGGUUCAGCACCACGGACAGUGACCGAGGUGUGGGUGAGAGGCCCUCCCUCCCUGAGUCCUGUUGGCUGAGCUUUGGCUACCCGAUGGGCGGUUGUUGGAGCCCGUCUCCCGGGCAACCUUGUGCAUCUGGAAACCUCAUGCAUGUGUGUCUGGAGAUCUGGUCCUGCUCGAUCACACUUUGUAUUCUCUUCAUUCCCUGAGUUUGUGGUCAGUCCGCUCUCUCUGGCCAUUUGGGGAUUUAAUCCUUUCAGGAACCGCUUCAGUUAAUUUUCCUUUCUUACUCUUCAGAGAUCCUUUUCAUGUUUCAUUUCAGUUUUGCUGUAGUGUCCAGGUCAGUAGGUCCUCUAGACACUCCUAGUGUGCUGUGACCCUGACGUCUUUUCUCGCCUGCUGUCUUUCUUUGCCUUUCUCAAGGUGGGAAGGCCCCUUGGUACCAUCUUAGGCAGUAGGAAGCCACUUGGCUCUGUUCGGUCAGUAUAGUGAUACUCACCAUGCAAAACUCUCAGUUUUGAAUUAGUCGUGUUUCAUCCCAUGUAUACCCAACAGGAAAGAAAAACACUUGAAAACAAGAUUGACCUGGAGGCCUUCUGCCUAUCCUCCCACACCUGGAUUGGAAAUAAAGAUCCAUUUAAUUCCUUGGUGAUGAGGACACAACUAACUUAACAUGCCUUAAUCAUUUGUAUGCAAUCAGGUCACCCGCCCUCAUCCAGCCCUCCUCCCCUGGGCCUCUGGCUUUCUUUAAAUGAGAGUUUUAUACAGAAUGCAUCAAAAAUAAGAUGGAUAGAUAGGUGAUGUUUUAAAUUGUACUCUCUCUCGCACACACGCUCUCUCUCUCUCCCUCCAUCCCCCCACACCCUCUUUGCACAUCAGCAUUUUGAGAGCUGGUCUUUUGAUAAGUCCAUAUCUUUUUCCCCUCCAGUAGAUCCCCUUCUUCAUGGUCUCUUGCCUAAUGUAACAGAAGCCUUUGGCCUGUAAAAUUCCACGGUGAGGCCUCAAAAAUCAGUGUUGUGGAGAAUCUCUCAGUACCACCAGAGAAACUCCAGUGGAAGAGAAGCCUCACUAAACCCAAACCCCAGUGGAGUUUAGAGUGUUGGGGGCUUUGAGUGACGCUGCCCUGACGGCCUCAUGUUGUCUGGCGUUCGGGCAAAGGACAAUCAGAUGGGGAGGUUUUGCAGGGGACAAGCAAAGUCAUGUGCUUUCAGACAAAUGUGUUUUCCCUUGUGCUUCCCAGGAAGAAGUGAGGCCAACUCUAGGUAUCGGAAUAGAGGUGAGCCUGAGGUCUUCAACCUUAGAGGCUGUGCAGGGGAUUUGGAAAAACCUUAGGCGUGAUCUCCCUGAAGGAGACCUCAGCUGCUCCCACCUGGCGCUGACAGCUGCCUUGUCCAUUUACAUUUUUCAUCACGGUACCCCCAGACUGCCCCAGGAGCUAGGUGUCGUUACAAAGCUAAAAACCCACAGAUGUGUCAUUGGAUCACCUCCAAAACAAAAUGCUUGCUUAAAGGUGACGUGGGCCUGCGUGGAAGACAGCGUCCCACUCAAGGAGAGGACUCUCAAGCCAGCCGCUCCCUCUCUCCUCCUCCAUCCCUGUGGUCCCUCCCACACAGCCCUGUCCCUUAAUACAGGAAGCUAGAUGACGGUUGUCUUUGUGUAAACUAGCAUUUCAGGGUGAGGUCUGCAGGGAGGUGGGAGAAAAACUCUAUCCACCGGGAAUUGCGCCGCCUCCAAUUUAUGCCGUGGCGAGUCACUACAGUAAUGGAGAAUCCUUCUAUAGCCUCCGACUGUGCCUUUCCUCCUCCAACAUGUGAUAAAACAGGAAAGCAAAAAAAAAACCCUAUGGCAUCGUGAUUCCAUGGAGUAGGAGGGAGCCACUUAAGGGAGAGGGGACCUGCCCCACAUCUGGAAGGGGGUCCACCUUGGGCCCCACCCCCUUAGGGAGUGAUGGAUCUGAGCCCUGUGCUGAGAAGCUGCCAGGAGUUACCCUGUUGGAAUUCUGGGCAAGUCGAGGGUCUGGGAACAUAGAACCGCAUAGAAAACCGGUAGGCAUGAAUGUGCUGAGUCUUGGUCUGUAUCUCCUUUGGCCCCCAUCACCCCUCUAGAGAUUUCUUUCUUUUGUCUAGGUUGGUUCCUGCAGGGAGGGGGCCAGAAAACCAGGUUCCUGGAAAGUCAGCCUGAGAUUUCCAGCAAGGUAACCUCUCAGCCGCUCACUGCUCACCUCCCAGAAUCUCCUUAAACGGUCACCCUCACACCUGGCACCACACCAUCUCCCAUGAAUCAGCCUGGCACUGUUUUAGCAAUCUCCGGCGGCGUCACACCUGCUAAAAAAAAAACCAACGUGAUGCCGUUGUCUAAAGAAUGAGCUCAUCCCACAUAGCCUUAUAGAUCCUGUAAAUGCGGGGCUCACGAACGUCAUCUGUUGUGUUACUGAAGAUAUUUUGUACCGUGUCGUUCCCUAAAUCAUACCAACGUCCUACAAGUCCUGCACUUCCCAGAUGGUUAUGAGCCUCAAAAUGCUUUGCAAGAUGGAGGGGGGAGUGGAAAUAUAUAUACGUACGCUAUGUAUUUUCCUAACCUUUCUUCUGGGUCCCUUCCUCCGAUAUUUGAGUCACGAUCGAAAAGGAACUCGAGUCCUGUGUGCGAGAAAGUUGGAGCGUCCUGCCAGUUGGUGUCCUUGCAGUUGCCUUAUGAACUCACAGGCUCCAGGAGUUCUGAACAGAAGGUGGUCGACCGGCACUUUAUCCAGUCCCAGAAAUGAUCUCUAAUCGUGUGACUGAGAAUUCAUCUAGAGAAACCUAUAUUUUUAACAUCAAAACAAACGGGGCUUCCCGGACCUCACAGAGUAUUGGAUGUCUACCAGUACUUUUCUAUUUUGUAACUGUAAAGAGGUUUCAUACACACAGCAGAGCAGUUGGGAAUCUGGUCGACUGCCCUAAAACAAAAUGACCUUUGCAUGUACAAAGACGUUGCAUUCAGACUCUGAAAGCAGCAAAUAAAGCUUUGACGCGAGCUGCA
Delphinapterus leucas (beluga whale) is the source of this 10544-nucleotide messenger RNA. NCBI's taxonomy places the organism in Eukaryota, Metazoa, Chordata, Mammalia, Artiodactyla, Monodontidae. The record is from RefSeq and is a predicted model, not a curated record.